Messenger RNA from Mercenaria mercenaria, 1857 nucleotides. RefSeq lists its product as uncharacterized. Lineage: Eukaryota; Metazoa; Mollusca; Bivalvia; Venerida; Veneridae. The transcript has 2 exons. Gene Ontology annotation, molecular function: nucleic acid binding. The record is from RefSeq and is a predicted model, not a curated record. Bases 1 to 1857 code for a protein of 618 amino acids. Gene Ontology annotation, biological process: DNA integration.
AUGGUGAAUGACAUUUUCACGUAUAAAGUGCCGUUGGAGAGAAAACCGUAUACUAAAAGAAGAGUCUUGUCUACUAUAAACGGAUUAUUUGAUCCUCUAGGCUUUGUAGCACCAGUUGUGUUAGGCGGUCGGCUCAUCAUGAAACAGGCUUUGCAAGAUCAGAAUCUAGAUUGGGACGACCCACUUUCUGAAAACUUGAGGAAAGAUUGGAUAAGUUGGCAAGAUUCAUUGGCACAACUAGAAGAAUUAGAGAUACCACCAACAUUCACCGACUUAUCUUUUGAUAAUAGUGCUAGACGGGAGCUCCACGUAUUCUCUGAUGCGUCAAAGGAAGCUAUUUCGGCAGUAACGUAUUUACGGACAGUUGAUUCCGACGGAAAUUCACAAAUAGUUGAACAUACUUACUAUUACACGGACAGUCAAGUUGUGUUAGGUUAUAUAAACAAUACAUCUCGCAGGUUCUAUGUCUAUGUUGGAAAUCGUGUUGACAAGAUAUUGAAGCUUUCUUCACGAGCGCAGUGGAACUUUGUUCCUACAGAGAAAAAUCCAGCUGAUCAUGGCACAAGGCCGGUAAAAAAAGAGAGCAUGAAAGACUGUAAAUGGUUACAAGGACCUGAAAUAAGUGACUCUAAUGUAAGUGACGAUAAGUGUAAUGAUUUUGAAUUGAUAGAUCCUGAGCAAGACAGUGAAGUUCGUCCAGUGAUAGAAGUUAAGAAAGUUGAGGUGGAGAGAUCGAACCUUGGCUGUCACCGCAUUGAACGCUUCCCAUCGUGGAGUAGGUUAGUUGCAGCAAUGUCAUGUUUGAAACGGAAAUCAGCGUCGUGCUAUAAAGACAGUCAGAAGGAGAGAAAUACUAGUAAUGUCGAGUUCAAAGUUGAUGCUGAAGAGACUAUUUUGAAAGAAGUUCAGGAAGAAGUAUAUAGCAGUGAAAUUGAAUGUUUGCAGAAAAGUAAACCAGUACAGAGAAACAGCAGUUUGGUGAAUCUGUCUCCAAUGUUAGCCUCAAAAGGACUGUUGAGAGUUGGUGGAAGGUUGAAUAAUGCAUCAUUGGACACAGGGGAGAAAACUCCGGUUAUCAUUCCCGGAAAGUCUCACAUCGCGAUAUUGCUCGUAAGACAUCACCAUGAGAAGGUAGCUCACCAAGGUCGCCAUUUAACAGAAGGAGCCGUUCGUUCAGCCGGCUUCUGGAUCACGGGUAGAAAGAGACUAAACAACAGUAUACGGUGUCGUAGGCUGAGACGACCCAUUGAAACUCAGAAGAUGUCUGAUCUACCUCCCUGUAGAGUAACGGCUUCCGCACCAUUCACGUAUGUAGGGGUUGACACCUUUGGCCCCUGGUCUAUUUUGACUCGUAAAACUAGAGGUGGGGCGAAUAACUCCAAUCGAUGGGCUAUACUGUUCUCUUGUUUAUACACCAGAGCAGUACACGUAGAAGUAGUGGAGGACAUGAGUGCUUCAUGUUUCAUCAACGCCCUCAGGAGACUCAUAGCGUUUCUGGGUCCGGUCAAGGAAUUUUACUCUGAUCGCGAGACCAACUUUGUAGGAGCGGCCAGUGAACUAGGAAUCGACAAAAUAUGUGUAGAAGAUUUGCACAUUUUUCUAGAACAACAAGGUUUGUGGUAUUUCAACACCCCACAUUCUUCCCACAUGAAUGGAGCGUGGGAACGCAUGAUUGGUCUUGCUAGAAGGAUUCUGGAAUCCCUACUGUGGGAUUCAAAACAUCUUACUCCUGAAGUUUUGUGUACACUUAUGGCAGAAGUUGUGUGUAUAAUCAAUUCUAGACCAAUCACAACUGUUUCUGAUGAUCCAACUUUGCCCACUAUUCUGUCGCCUAAUAUCUUGUUGACACAUAAAUAG